GCUUUUGCACGCACCGCCUAAAAUCAUGGCCUACCUUUGAGCUCGCCUGAUCUGCCCAAGGCCAAAUCGCAGCGAUCACAAAUGCUUUAGUCAGACACAUCCCACCUCACUUCAGACACUCUCAUCUUCAGCCUCCCAGCUGAGCAGCUUUGGGUUCCCUGCAGAGCUGCAAGAGGCAGACAAACCUCUCUGGAGGGUGGUUCAGCACAUCUGAAACCUCAGCCAUUCCUGCAAGAACCUCCGUGCCUUGUCAAUCUCGCACUCCCAGGCAACUGGACUCCAUGCUUCAGUGGUACAGGCAAAGCAUACCCUCUUGCAGUUCCAGGAUUUGUUGCGGCAUCGUUUCUGUCACCAGACUUCCUUUGCUGGAAAAAAAAAAAAAAAUUGCUGUUGGUACAGGAAGCAUAACAAAACUUCUUAUGAAUCACUGAGGAGAGCUGCUGUAGGAGGUCAUGAAGUAAAACCUCAGUUCUCAGAAGCGUGCCUCACAAAUGAGGAUAAAGCUCCAUGACUUAGCAAAACAAUCUGAAGUAUCCCAUUAAGGAUAAGAACAAAGACGGAUGGAUAAAUAUUGAGCAUUGGCAAGGAACCAUAAACCAGUACGGCAAAGAAAAUGAGAGAUCUCCAGAACUUUUUUGUUUAUGAGUGUCUCUUUGUUUUAACUUUUUGGAACAAUAUCAGCCUGUCUGUGGAAGAUGAACUCUUUACACCUGUUUCUAAUAAUUUUCCAGAAGGUGGUUCUGAGAAAAACAUCAUGAGCCUUCCACUGUUGUAUAAUCAUCAUCAUCAGCAGUCCAAAGCUGAUUACAAUUGGGUUGUAAUAGAAAACACUACAGAAAGCCUGUCAUUGUCACAAAUCACUAAUAGCAAUGUAAAAAAAUUAAUAACUUUGUUGUCUGAUUUCGGAAAAGGCUCCAGGCUACAAAAUCUGACACUGACGAAUGUGUCAGUGGACUGGAAUAUUUUUCUUGAACUUCUUCAGACUAUAUGGCAAUCAUCCAUUGAAUAUUUCAAUAUCAACAAUUUUACACAAUUGUCGAACAUUGAAAAAUAUAACUUCAGGUAUUCGGGUACUUCCAUGAAAGCACUGGCACUGAAGAACAUUUUAGUCACAGAUCUGUACUUUUCACAGGAUGACCUGUACCGGAUACUUGCAGACAUGAACAUUGAAGCCUUGACAGUAGCAGGAUCCGAGAUGAUACAUAUGCUAUGUCCUUCAUCUAACAGUCCCUUUAGAUACCUAAAUUUUAUAAACAAUGAUUUAACCGAUCUGCUUUUUCAAAACUGUGACACAUUAAUUCAACUGGAGAUAUUUAUCUUACAGAAGAAUAAAUUUGAGAGCCUUUCCAAGGUGAGCUCCAUGACCAGGUACAUGAAAUCACUGAGGUAUCUGGACAUGAGCAGCAACUUGCUGCGUACCGAUGGAGCCGAGGAGCACUGCCAAUGGACUGAGUCUCUGAAGGAGCUGGACCUGUCCUCAAACCAGCUGACAGAGUCCGUGUUCAGGUGCUUGCCGGUCAAUGUCAACAAACUGGACCUACACAACAACCAGAUCAGCAGCGUCCCCCAGGGGAUUGCUGAGCUGAAGUCCUUGAAAGAGCUGAACCUGGCGUCGAACAGGCUGGCCGACCUGCCGGGGUGCGGUGGCUUCUCGGCCCUGGAGAUCCUGAAUAUGGAGAUGAACUCGAUCCUCACCCCUUCCGCCGACUUCUUUGAGAGCUGCCAGAGGGUGCGGGAGCUGGAAGCCGGGCACAACCCGUUCAAGUGCUCCUGUGAACUGCAGGCCUUCGUGCGUCUGGAGAGGCAGUCUGGGGGGAAGCUGUCCGGCUGGCCGGAGGCAUACGUGUGCGAGUACCCCGAGGACCUGAAGGGAACGCAGCUGAAGGACUUCCACUUGACGGAGCUCGCUUGCAACACGACCCUGUUGCUUGUGACGGCUCUGCUGCUGACGCUGGUGCUGGUGGGGGUGGUGGCCUUUCUGUGCAUCUACCUGGACGUGCCGUGGUAUGUGCGCAUGCUGUGGCAGUGGACGCAGACGAAGCGCAGAGCUUGGCAUGAGUGCCCCGAGGAGCGGGAAACCGUCCUGCAGUUCCACGCCUUCAUUUCCUACAGCGAGCGCGAUUCCGUGUGGGUGAAGACCGAGCUGAUCCCGAACCUGGAGAAGGGGGAGGGCAGCGUCCAGCUGUGCCAGCACGAGAGAAACUUUGUUCCCGGCAAGAGCAUUGUGGAGAAUAUCAUUAACUGCAUAGACAAGAGCUACAAGUCAAUCUUUGUGUUGUCUCCCAACUUUGUACAGAGCGAGUGGUGUCACUACGAGCUCUACUUUGCCCAUCACAAGUUGUUCAGUGAGAACUGCAACAGCUUGAUCCUGAUUUUGCUGGAGCCUAUUCCUCCGUAUAUUAUCCCUGCGAGGUACCACAAGCUGAAGGCUCUCAUGGCAAAGAGAACGUACCUGGAGUGGCCAAAGGAGAGGAGCAAGCGUGCCCUUUUCUGGGCUAACCUGAGGGCAGCUAUUAACAUUAACCUGCCAGUGGCUGAGGGGCAAAGGUGUGGAGAAAGGGAUUAAGAACCUUUCUAAUGCAGUUUCUUCUUCUUUUAUUUUUUUUUAAUGAAACAAUAAAUACUUUAUGAUUUCUAU
This is a messenger RNA of Anas platyrhynchos (mallard), 2638 nucleotides long. Its product is annotated as toll-like receptor 1. The record is from RefSeq and is a predicted model, not a curated record. Gene Ontology annotation, biological process: inflammatory response; toll-like receptor signaling pathway; cellular response to bacterial lipopeptide. Lineage: Eukaryota; Metazoa; Chordata; Aves; Anseriformes; Anatidae. Gene Ontology annotation, molecular function: signaling receptor activity; lipopeptide binding; Toll-like receptor 2 binding. Gene Ontology annotation, cellular component: plasma membrane.